CAGGUGCCAGAGGAUAUUAGUUUUCCAGUUGGAUUUGCUUGGGGUGCAGCUAAAGUAGCAUGUCAAAUUGAAGAAGGCUGGAAUGCAGAUGGAAAGGGCCCUAAUGUCUGGGACACAUUCACCCAUCAGGGAGGAGAUCGAGUUUUCAAGAACCAGACUGGUGAUGUAGCUUGUGGCAGCUACACUCUGUGGGAGGAAGAUUUGAAAUGUAUCAAACAGCUUGGAUUGACUCAUUAUCGCUUUUCUCUUUCCUGGUCACGUCUGUUACCUGAUGGGACGACAGGUUUCAUCAACCAGAAAGGAGUUAAUUAUUACAUCAAAUUUAUUAAUAACUUGGCAAAUGGCAUCUGCUUCCCGUAUUACUUUGGCUUACCUGAGUCCUUAGAAGAUGAAGGUGUCUAGAGAUCUGAGAUCAUUGAGACCUUUGAUAUUCAUGCAAAGUACUGCUUCAGAACAUUGGGAAACUGAGUGAUCACUGUUAAUGAGCCCUAUCUUGUUGCUACAGGUGGCUGUGAAAAUGGUAUAGCCCGCAUUGGUACCAGAGCUUACAAGGCAUCUUAUAAUGUGAUAAAAGCUCAUG
This is a messenger RNA of Merops nubicus (carmine bee-eater), 580 nucleotides long. RefSeq names its product cytosolic beta-glucosidase-like. Gene Ontology annotation, molecular function: hydrolase activity, hydrolyzing O-glycosyl compounds. Gene Ontology annotation, biological process: carbohydrate metabolic process. NCBI's taxonomy places the organism in Eukaryota, Metazoa, Chordata, Aves, Coraciiformes, Meropidae. The record is from RefSeq and is a predicted model, not a curated record.